Letharia columbiana is the source of this 339-nucleotide messenger RNA. RefSeq lists its product as uncharacterized. The coding region runs from base 1 to 339 and encodes 112 amino acids. The record is from RefSeq and is a predicted model, not a curated record. Lineage: Eukaryota; Fungi; Ascomycota; Lecanoromycetes; Lecanorales; Parmeliaceae. The transcript has a single exon.
AUGCAAGAAGCUGCGCCAACAAUACCAAGACACUGCACGAUAGAUCCAAUAACAAACACGCCCACAUUGGCGAUGAUGGCAUAUUUUCGGGGAGAGCGUCUCGGCCAAGAACCCGGAAUAGAGGCACCCAAACCACGCUCCGAGCUCGAAGAUGGAGGUCAUCCAUCCCUUUUUUGUUUGGUCGUGCACCUAGACGCCUAUGUGGCUGCUAAACGAGGUCACGGUCAGGAUCCCAGAGAAGACACCUUGGUUGUAUCCAUAGACAAAGCCUCCAACGCAAGCGAAACAGGCAAUCCCAAAGACCUUGAUAUUCCAGGUGCCACUUUGCGUGGCCGCUGA